Paecilomyces variotii is the source of this 1005-nucleotide messenger RNA. RefSeq lists its product as hypothetical. The transcript has 3 exons. Lineage: Eukaryota; Fungi; Ascomycota; Eurotiomycetes; Eurotiales; Thermoascaceae. The record is from RefSeq and is a predicted model, not a curated record. Bases 1 to 1005 code for a protein of 334 amino acids.
AUGCUCUUCCGCAAAGGAGCGUACAAGUCCAGAUUCCGUCAUCGAGCCAAACCGAUAGCUCUGGCGAUUCUGAUUGUAUACGGAAUAUACUGUCUGUUCUUCGCUGACUCGACGAGUGCCAACCUCGUGUCUCGAGGAAACCGGCGCAGAGGAUCGAAACAUGCCAGAGCUUCGCACGCUCCGUUGCCCCCGUUGAAGAAAGAUCUGGUCGUGGCGAGCAUGACCAAGGACGACACGUCGUGGCUCUUCGACUAUUUCCCGGAUUGGCAUAAGAGCAUCUAUGUGGUGGAUGAUGAAGAUGCGGAAUUGACCGUGGAAAUAAACAAGGGAAGGGAGUCUAUGGUGUAUCUGACGUAUAUCAUUGACAACUAUGACAACUUGCCCGAUAAUAUGCUUUUCAUCCACUCUCUACGCUACCAAUGGCACAACGAUGACCCCUACUAUGAUGGCGUUCCUAUGCUUAGGAACUUCCAAAUCCCUUAUCUGGAGGCUCAGGGGUACGUCAAUCUGCGGUGCGUCUGGAAUCUAGGCUGUCCUUCUGAGAUACGUCCAUUCCACGAUACCCAUCGCGAGGACGUCCACGCGGGCGAAUACUUCAAGACCGGGUUUAUGGAGCUCUUCCCUGAAUCAGAAGUGCCAGAAGUUGUGGGCGUUUCCUGCUGCGCACAGUUCGGCGUGACCAAGUGGAAGAUCCGAGAGCGACCCAAGAGUGACUAUGAGCAUUUCAGAAACUGGCUGAAGACCACUGAUCUGACAGAUGAGCUGAGUGGGCGCAUUAUGGAAUAUUCUUGGCACAUGAUAUUCGGAAUGGAGCCCGUUCAUUGUCCAGAUGUCGCUCAAUGUUAUUGCAACGUUUUCGGGCUGUGCAACUUGAACUGCGUUGGACCCGAUAGCUGCGAUAACCGGUAUAUCCUCCCUCCGUAUUCUACACUCCCAAAGGGAUGGCCUUACAAAGGCUGGGACGGCGAGGAUCAAGACCCCAGCCGACCAAUCUGGGGGCCUUGA